Messenger RNA from Chilo suppressalis (striped riceborer), 1432 nucleotides. The record is from the annotation of a GenBank genome assembly. NCBI's taxonomy places the organism in Eukaryota, Metazoa, Arthropoda, Insecta, Lepidoptera, Crambidae.
AUGGUGCCUCUCUAUCGCUUGUUCCGCGCUCUCGCUUUCACGCUCGGGCUCGAGUGGAAUGACUGUGUGGAAGACACCAAUCAUGAUCCCCUGUCUGUCCCCGCUCCUUCACCGGCCACGAUUGACACUAAAGUUGCAAAGAAAAAACCAAGUGAGACAGUCUCGCUAGCUGAUAACAGCUUAUUGGGUCUAAUAAGCCCCUCUCCCACCCCUGCGUCUUAUCGCCACGAAACUUCGUCCAAGAACGCUGUACACGUUGACAUCUCGGAUGCUUUAAGCGAAAAAGAAAAAGUGAAAUUCACAGUUCACACUAAGACUACACUGCCGGAGUUCCAGAAGUCAGAGUUUGUUGUGGUACGGCAACACGAAGAGUUUGUGUGGCUCCAUGACAGAUACGAGGAGAAUGAAGAGUAUGCCGGUUAUAUUAUACCACCGGCGCCACCUAGGCCGGAUUUCGACGCAUCUCGGGAGAAACUGCAACGGUUGGGGGAAGGGGAAGGGGCUCUCACUCGAGAGGAGUUUCUCAAGAUGAAGGAGGAAUUGGAAGAUGAAUAUCUAGCCACAUUCAAGAAAACCGUAGCGAUGCAUGAAGUAUUCCUGCAGCGAUUGGCGGGCCAUCCAGUGUUCAGAAACGAUUCGCAUCUACGCGUGUUCUUGGAGUACGAGCAGGAUUUGUGCGCGAAGCCGCGCGGCAAAAUGGACCUUAUUGGAGGACUGAUGCGUUCAAUGACAACAACCACAGACGAGAUAUACCUGGGGGCUACAGUUCGAGAUGUGAACGAUUUCUUCGAGCAGGAAACUUCUUUCCUACAGGAAUAUUACUCGCAUCUGAAGGACGCUGUGGCCAAAGUUGACAGGAUGACUUCCAAACAUAAAGAUGUAGCAGACGCUCAUAUCAAGCUAUCAUCUUGUAUCACACAAUUGGCCACUCGGGAACAACCGCCAACCGAAAGAUUCCUCACUAGGGCAGCGGAAACUUUCGAUAAGUGUCGAAAAAUCGAAGGUCGCAUGGCGUCAGACCAAGAUCUGAAGUUAGCUGACACACUUCGCUAUUACAUGAGAGAUGCCCACGCUGCCAAAGCUGUAUUAGUUAGGAGACUUAGAUGUUUAGCAGCUUACGAAGCAGCCAAUAGGAAUUUGGAGAAGGCGCGAGCUAAAAACAAGGAUGUCCAUGCUGCUGAACAGCAACAAGCGGACGCUUGCGCUCGUUUCGAACAACUGUCGGCGCGUGCGAGAGAAGAACUACUGGAUUUCCGCACUAGGCGAGUGGCAGCUUUCAGAAAGAGCCUCAUAGACCUCGCCGAAUUGGAGAUCAAACACGCCAGAGAGCAACAGGAGCUGUUCCGGAAGUCUCUGCAAGUCCUAAAAGAGUGCGCAUAGACAAUGACCAACCAUAGACUACAGACUCUUGCAUAGAUAAAGGUUACAAGUU